AUGGAACUUUUCAGUAGAAAAUACAAUGUUAAAUCGUUGAUAUCGUCAAAUAAAAUUGGCAGAUCUUCGGUGAUUUAUUCGCGUUUGAGUACCCCAAUCACCGAGCAUUCGGUACAUUAUGACGACAGGACUGAUCCAGAUUUCCCGCGGCUAGCUCCACCAGCUCGAAGUCUUUAUGACAUUCCACGGGGUUAUAAUGUCCAGAGGCCACAGGAUUAUGACUUCCGAAGAGGUUUAAGACAACUACCAACGCAGUAUGCGUAUACUGUCAGUGAUCCGCGUCUGCCACAGCAGUAUACAGUUGGAUUUGCAACUACAGCACCUGUCUAUUACUAUCAACUUUCUUCCACUUUUCCAUCAUGGUCACCAGCAUAUCAUUCUUAUUUUGGUUACUAUGAUCAGAAUAGAAAUACAUAUUACCUUACAAGAUCGAAAUGGUAG
Enterobius vermicularis (human pinworm) is the source of this 441-nucleotide messenger RNA. NCBI's taxonomy places the organism in Eukaryota, Metazoa, Nematoda, Chromadorea, Rhabditida, Oxyuridae. The record is from the annotation of a GenBank genome assembly.